Molecule: messenger RNA, 492 nt
Organism: Danaus chrysippus (African queen)
Lineage: Eukaryota; Metazoa; Arthropoda; Insecta; Lepidoptera; Nymphalidae
Source: the annotation of a GenBank genome assembly
AUGUCACUUGUUAGGACUCGUCCUAUUGAUACGUUGCAACGUAUCAUAUUAUCGUUUAAGCAAUUUGAGAAAAAGCUGGAUCAGCUUCAAGACGAUGUGACUUUUCAUGGUCACACAUUAUCUGAACUCCGAGUUAUGAUUGCAAAUCUUUCUAAUACUAACCCGGAAAAAAAGAUAAAUGACGUCCAGAAACUGCCAUCGAAGACUCCGACACCAGCUGAAGACAACAUACACGGAACAGGUAUGAAACGUAAAAGUUCGAUGCAACCCUCGCCUUCAAGGGCUACAAGAAAGAACUAUCAAUCCCCAAAGUUUAGCAUGAAGCACUCUAAGGAACCAUACGAACUGCCUAAAAUAAAUACUUCACCCACCAUACGCGCCUUGAAACGCAGCUCUAGGCAGAGAAAAGCCGAGGCUCCGAGAAAAGCUACCACGUUAAGACCUAAAGAAACUAAAAAACUACGUAAGAAAAGUCCACAGAAAUCUGUUUGA